Molecule: messenger RNA, 3735 nt
Organism: Mobula hypostoma (lesser devil ray)
Lineage: Eukaryota; Metazoa; Chordata; Chondrichthyes; Myliobatiformes; Myliobatidae
Gene: cryz
Product: crystallin, zeta (quinone reductase)
Exons: 11
Coding region: 237-1253 (338 amino acids)
Cellular component (GO): cytosol
Molecular function (GO): NADPH binding; quinone reductase (NADPH) activity; zinc ion binding
Source: RefSeq, a predicted model, not a curated record
GGUCGGCAGACAGCAGGUCAUAGAGCCGUUCCUCAUCAUUGCAGUGCGGGAAACGUGCAACUUUCCCUUCUGUUCCGUAAAACUUGCCUGGGAUACCAGAUCGUAACAGUACAUUGAGGUAGAACAAGGUGAAACAAAAAUAAUCUACAUGAAGUGAAUGCAGUUGUAGCUGCUUGAAGACUGUGUUAGGGAUCUAAGGCAACAGCUGGAUGACCUGAGAAGGAGGAGAUCAUCGAAUGGAGUCACACGUGGCCAUGGCCUCAGGGAGAUUGGCGGUGUCCCUCAUGCGAGCUGUGCAAGUCUUUGAGUUUGGUGGACCGUCAGUGCUGCAGCUGCGAUCGGAUGUUCCUAUUCCCAAACUGAGUGACCAUCAGGUGCUGAUCCGAGUCCACGCGUGCGGUGUAAAUCCUGUGGAAGUCUACAUGCGUUCUGGAUCCUACGCGAGGAAACCGACUUUGCCGUGGACACCAGGCCAUGAUGUGGGUGGAGUCAUUGAACAAGUGGGGCCAUGUGUUACCACGUUUCAGAAAGGAGAUCGAGUUUUUACAAGUCAAACCAUUUCCGGUGGAUAUGCUGAAUAUACAGUCGCUUCAGAUGACGCCGUCUACCAUUUGCCGGAUGGUCUAAGCUACAAGGAAGGAUCAGCUAUUGGAAUCCCUUACUUCACUGCCUAUCGAGCCCUCCUGCAAAAAGCACAUGCGAAGGCAGGGGAGAUUGUUCUGGUUCAUGGAGCGAGCGGAGGGGUAGGGAUAGCAGCCUGCCAGAUAGCCCGAGCUCAUGGCCUGAGGGUGCUCGGCACGGCUGGCACGCCGGAAGGGAUGCGCCUAGUCGAAAAGAAUGGAGCGCACAAAGCUUUCAACCACAGAGAGAUGGGCUACACUGACCAGAUCAAGCAUGAUACAGGAGAUCGUGGAGUGAACGUGAUCAUCGAGAUGUUGUCCAACGUGAACCUGAACAGUGACCUACAGCUUCUGUCAAAUGGCGGGCGAGUGAUAAUUGUAGGCUGCAGGGGCACCAUUGAAAUAAACCCCAGAGAUACCAUGGCCAAGGAGAGCAGCAUUAUUGGCACAGCACUGAACUCUGCGACCAAGGAUGAGCUCCAGGAAACGGCAGCUGCCAUACUUGCAGGAAUGGAGGUGGGUUGGCUGAAGCCAGUGGUGGGACCGGAAUUCCCAUUGGAAAAGGCAGCCAUGUCCCACGAAGAGAUCAUGAAGGGGUCUGGAGCAAGGGGCAAGAUGAUUUUGAACAUAUGAUCCGUCACUGCCGUGGAGAGAGGGAACCAGGUCAUUUAUAAAAAUCACGAAGAGAAGGGGUCCCAGAACAGAUCCUUGAGGCACACCACUGGCCACUGACCUCCAUGCAGAAUAUGACCCAUCUACAACCACUCUUUGCCUUCUGUGAGCAAGCCAGUUCCAGAUCCACAAAGCAAUGUCCCCUUGGAUCCCAUGCCUCCUUACUUCCUCAAUAAGUCUUGCAUGGGGUACCUUGUCAAAUGCCUUACUGAAAUCCAUGUACACUAAAUUAAAGUUUUUCCUUUUCCUAGAUGAGUUGCUGAUCAUGGCUGAUGACCUCCAUCUGCCCGAAGUGACUGGUUUUAGGGUGCCAGUAACCUAACUUUGCCCCAUCUCUAUCAGUAAAAAUUAGUUCUGCCAGGCUUAGUAGCUAACCCACUCAUGAAGGCCAAGAGCUGGACUUGUUUGUUGGAGGGUAUUUGAGACACACGCCACUAGGAGUAUUUAAUAGGCAGUGGGAGCUUAUCCCCAUAAUUCCUCCCCGGCUAUGACAACUUUAAGGAACCGCUGAAAACAAAGUAAACACACUAAGGGAGAAAUCCCAAGUAGUGCGGCUAUGGGAAUUUGGGGAGGCAGGGGAGAGCCUGAUGGGUUGGGGAAGAUGCUUAAUCAGACCUCGGAUUCCUCCCCGGCGUGUUGACCCUAGAACAUAGCUGAUUCAGGAUCAGAUCUCAUUCUCUUCACUGUGGCAGCCAGGAAUGCUCUACAACAGCAGCCAAAAUUGCCCUACAGCCUACCCACCAUCAAGGACAUAUAUACAGAAAGGUGUCAGAAAAGUGCCAGUAACAUCAUGAAGGAUCCUACCCAGCCUGUCAUGAACUGUUUGUCCCACUACCAUCAGGGAGGAGACUACGUAGCAUCCACGCCAGGGCCACCAGAUUCAAAAACAGUUACUUUCCUCAAGCAGCAAGGCUGAUCAAAACCUCCACCCACUAACCCACCCCUCCACACCCCCCCAAUCACCACUACUUUAUCAUUUCCUGUCAGUCAGACACUCCUGUGCCUAGCAUCAUGUUAUGGACCUAGAAUCAAUCUAUGUAGGUAAGCUAUCUUUGUGCUUAUAUUUAUUCUAAUUUUUAUUAUUAUUGUGUUCUAUAUCUAUGAUUCGUCCUGCCAAAGGAUCUCAGCCGGAAAUGUCCACUGUACUCUUUUCCAUAGAUGCUGCCUGACCUGCUGAAUUCCUCCAGCAUUUUGUGCUUUUUUUCUGUAUCGGAACUGGAGUAACAAUUAUUUCAUUCUCCUUUACACGUGUAUACUGGGAAUGACAUUAAACAAUCUUACUGCAACACACAUCAUCAAGUUGCUGGUGAACGCAGCAGGCCAGGCAACAACUUUGAUAUGUGUUGCUUGAAUUUCCAGCAUCUGCAGAAUUCCUCAUGUUUGCGUUUUCAAACAAUCUUACUGUCUGGGUUGCUACAGAGUGACCGAAGGAAUCACUGUGUCUGAGCUCAGUACAUCAGGACACAGAUAUACUCAGUGAGGAAAUCCACUGGGUAUUGUUACCUGAUGUGAUCAGAGAGAGGUCCUCAAUAUUUUGUAACAGGACAGGGACAUGGUGGAAAUAAAUCUUCCCUCUCAGAAGGCUGCUUGAAGCCAUCCUCCCACCCUGCACCCCCCCCCCCAAAUGGCAGCAGAGUGGUUAAUGUAAUUACAGCUCGGGGUAUUGGGAGUUCAGAGCUCAAUUCUGACAUCAUCUGUCAAGAGUCUGUAUUGUUCCGUUCCUCCUAUGGAAUGCAUGGGUUUCCUUCCACAAUCAAAGAAUUAGUCAUUGUAAAUUGUCCUUUAAGUAAGUUAAGGUUAAAUUGGAAGGCUUGGCUCAAACAGCCAGAAGGGCCUAUUCUGCAUUGUAUCUGAAUAAAUUAAUACUGUAUAUGAGGUAGUCAUGAACGUACCCGAGGGAGUGUAGAGCAUGUGCAUGGACAGGGGUGAGUGUGGCACUGGUUCAGGACACAGAGAGGAAGGAGACUAGCUGGGGGAGAAUCAGCUAAUCUUCAGAGUGGGAGGGAAGGUGACCAGCUGACAUGAUGGGACCUUUCACAAUGUGAAAGGGUGACGAUAAGGGAAGCAGCCAGCAUCCAGUGUGGAAGGGGAGGUGACCUGGUGGGGCAUUGGGUGUGUUGUGUGUUUAAUACAGUGCCUUUAUAAAGAAUUCACCCCCCCCCCCUUGGAAGUUUCAUGUUUUAUUGUUUUACAACAUUGAAUCACAGUGGACUUAACUUGGCCUUUUUGAACAGAUCAACAUAAAAAGACUUGUGUCAAAGUGAAAACAGAUCUCUACAAAUUGAUCUAAAUUAAUAACAAAUAUAAAGCACAAAAUAAGUAUUGUACUCUUCACAUCAGUAUUUAGUAGAUGCACCUCUGGCAGCAAUUACAGCCUUGAAUCUGUGUGGAUAGGUUUCUAAAAACGCAAACACGAGGAAAUCUGCAGAUGCUGGAAUUUCAA